This is a messenger RNA of Trypanosoma rangeli, 1122 nucleotides long. Its product is annotated as protein G6. NCBI's taxonomy places the organism in Eukaryota, Euglenozoa, Kinetoplastea, Trypanosomatida, Trypanosomatidae. Gene Ontology annotation, molecular function: catalytic activity. The transcript has a single exon. Bases 1 to 1122 code for a protein of 373 amino acids. The record is from RefSeq and is a predicted model, not a curated record.
AUGCAGGGUGGACUUGGUGAGAUCCUUCCCCUGAUUCCGGCGUCGGUGCGUUCCUCAAUUCUUGCCGAUGCGUCGUGCAAAGAGGUUUGGUUUUGCGUCCCACCUUCACACGAGGUUAUUUCUGUGGAUGACCUUCGCUCCUCACCUAGCUCUGCUUUUGCUUCAAAGGUUGACACAACAGAGUGGCAACUUGUUUACGAUGUGAUGCGGGUGCAUCAUGGCGGCGUUAUGUUUGAGCGAGAUCAUGUUCGUCGCAUCUAUGAGAGUUCUGUGUUUGCGGUUUCUUCGAAGCCUCUCAGCAAUAAGGCAAAGCUGCGGUUCCCUGUUGAGACUGUGACGGAAAGCAUUCGUCGUUACAUUAGUAACCAACAUGAGGGGAAAGGUGAUAUAAAUCUCAAGUUUUUGGCUUGGCUGCCGUCCUCUUCUAACAGUUUGGGCAAUGAGGCGGAAUGGCAGAAAUUAUUGUGUGAUAUUCCCUACGCGCUGUAUUUUGUAAAGUCCUUCUUCCCCCCAGAUACAUGGUAUGCAGAGGGGACUCGACUUGCGCUUUUAUACAAUGCCCAGCGACAUACUCCAAAUGCAAAGAUUGUUCAGGCGCCUCUCCGUUUACGUGCGAAGGAACUCCAAGAGAGCAGCGCUGCGUACGAGGUGCUGCUUGUGUGGGAUAAGGCCGCACAUUAUCUCGUUCCGGAGGGUUCCCGUUCAAAUUAUCUCCUGAUCACAAAGGACGAUCGUCUGCUCUGUUCGCUGGAGGAGAAUAUACUUUCUGGCAUUACGCUCCGAGCUGUGAAAAGAGCCGCCACCGCUGCCGGACUAACGUCCAUCGAACACUGCCCACUAUACGUUGGCGACCUCUGCACAGCAAAGGCGAUUGCCAUGUUAGGGACAAGUCCUGGCGUUCUUCCUGUUCGGGAAAUUCAAAUGUACUAUGAUGAGGAGAGUAAACUGAAUUUUAUUUCUGCUUUGGACGAGUAUGAGCAGUGCGGAAAGGGGAGGGGGGGCUCUCUUCUGCUGCAAAGAGAGAAAAUUUUGUCCAACGGCGGACUGCUGGAGCUGCAUAGUGCCCAAAACAUGACUUUGGAGCAACUACGCGAAGCAUACAAUGCGGAAGCCUUCCACUGA